AGUUGCUUCCCCACAUAUCCGGCGAAAAGUAAGAAAGAUGGCUACAGAGAGAUUCCAAACCUGUCGUCUUUGAUUAAUUAUUGUCAUUCUGGAUGGAAUAUAGCGAUAGUAUCACCCCYUCAAAAAUACAUCGUGACGGAAAAUAACCUUGUCACAGGUGGUCAUAGUGGCACGAGCUUGAAAGUCUCUCGUUACAAUCUAGUGUCCAUAGCAAGCUAGCUAACGUUAGUUGUGCUGCUAGCGUAGCCACACCGGCCAGCUGUCCUUCAAAUUCCUUGAUAGGGGGUUUUAAAACACAAAAUGGUGACUCCAGUCAACAUCCAAAACCCCAGUAAGACGUGGGAGCUGAGCUUGUAUGAGCUGCACAGGAGCCCACAGGAGGCGAUCAUGGACAGCACAGAGAUAGCAGUGUCCCCCAGGAGCCUCCACAGUGAGCUGAUGUGCCCCAUCUGUCUGGACAUGCUGAAGAACACCAUGACCACUAAGGAGUGCCUGCACCGCUUCUGCUCCGACUGCAUCGUCACUGCACUCCGAUCAGGGAACAAGGAAUGCCCCACGUGCCGAAAGAAGCUGGUGUCGAGACGCUCGUUGCGCCGUGACUCCAACUUCGACGCCCUCAUCUCAAAGAUCUACCCCAGCCGGGACGAGUACGAGGCCCACCAGGACCGGGUGCUGGAGAGACUCAACCGACUGCACAACAAGCAGGCCCUCAGCUCCAGCAUUGAGGAAGGGCUGCGCAUGCAGGCACUUCACAGACCCCCUAGAGCCCAGCGAGUGCGCAAACCGGCGCAGGAGAGCGACAACACAACCUUCAGCGGUGGCGAGGACAAUGGGGACACGCGGUCACACCUCUCCCACGACUCCGCUCCCUCCCAUGCGCCCCUCCCCCCGAGCCACACCCCCUCUGAGGCCGGGCACACCCGGAACCCCAAGCGGCCUAGAGAAUCGUACGGGUCGGUCCCGGAGGUGGAUGGGGGCAGCCCCACGCCACCAGUCCGCUGCCACAAAGAGAGCCCCGGCUCUGAGAUAGAGCUGGUGUUCCGCCCGCACCCCAUGCUGGUCAACACACAGGACUACAGCCAGACCAGAUAUGUGAAGACCACAGCCAAUGCAACAGUGGACCACCUGUCUAAGUACCUGGCUCUGCGUAUCGCUCUGGAGGACAGACAAAGAGACAGCCAAUCAGAUACAGGGACAGAGAAAGAGGGGGGUGCUAAAGGAGARGAAGCAGCAGCAGAAGGGGCCAGCCUGAAGAAUAUCAGUGAGAAACAAUACACCAUCUACAUUCCCACAUCAGGGGGCCAGUUCUCUACUCUCAACGGCUCCUUGACUCUGGAGCUGGUAAAUGAGAAGUACUGGAAGGUCAGAAAGCCUCUGGAGCUCUACUAUGCCCCCACCAAGGACCAACAGCCUCAACCAUCACAGCCUAAGUCCCCACAGCCCAAAGAGGGGUGAGGAGCACUCCCUCUGACCAUGCGUGUUAGAGAGACUAAGAGUUGUGUGCUGCGUGUAGCUGCUUCGAAGGUAGUCAUURGGAACAUUCCAUAGAUUGCCGGKCUCAACAUUCUGUUUUCAGUAGCUUCAAAUCAAACGAGUGUAAAGUUUAGAAUUCCUACAAAGCAGAUCUGAUUCAUCAUUGAUAAAAGGGUUGACUUAAUGCUGUCUGGACUGGCACACACCAGACAACAUACRUAGUCCAACCUUUCAAGUAUUGAUGCUKGGCAUUGCACCAAGACAGUUGAUACAUUUCAGAUCCGUGUGAGAAUUUUUCAUUGGAAGAUUAACCUUUGAGACUUGGGAUGACCAGAGGUCAUGAAGGAUUGAAUAUUAUGCAAGAAUACUGCAUUAGAUUUCUAUGGAAAUUUGAAAAUGUAAUAAGACAUGACUGAAUCACUGUUGCUUAUGGAGAACGUCAAGUAGUAACUGUCAGUGGAAUGCAUCCUGACCAUAGGGCUAGUUCCAUGACUUUUCUGAUUGAUGCACUUUGUUCUUCUGGCAUGGGUUCGCUUACCUCAGUGUUAUCUUUGUACAAUUAAAGCAAUAUCCCACUUGGAA
Molecule: messenger RNA, 2055 nt
Organism: Salvelinus sp. IW2-2015
Lineage: Eukaryota; Metazoa; Chordata; Actinopteri; Salmoniformes; Salmonidae
Source: RefSeq, a predicted model, not a curated record